Centruroides sculpturatus (bark scorpion) is the source of this 4187-nucleotide messenger RNA. RefSeq lists its product as uncharacterized. Bases 247 to 2313 code for a protein of 688 amino acids. Gene Ontology annotation, cellular component: membrane. Gene Ontology annotation, biological process: G protein-coupled receptor signaling pathway; visual perception. NCBI's taxonomy places the organism in Eukaryota, Metazoa, Arthropoda, Arachnida, Scorpiones, Buthidae. Gene Ontology annotation, molecular function: sevenless binding; adenylate cyclase inhibiting G protein-coupled glutamate receptor activity. The transcript has 5 exons. The record is from RefSeq and is a predicted model, not a curated record.
AAUGACUUUUUAAAUUCCGAAUAAAUAUUUAUUGCGAAUGCAUAAGUAAAUUUUACUUGCAUCAGUGUAUAUAACUCACACUCCGUCCAUUCAUUUAAUGGAAUUCAAACUGCGAUUAUGAAGCUCAAGCUGUGAAUACAAUUAACGUGUUCGUAUGUAGUGUCGGGUCACUUUUUUCAGGAAAACAUUGCUUAAUUUACUUGUUUUUUUCUCUUGCAAAAUUAACUCGAAUAUGUAAAUAAUUUAAUGAAACGGGUAAUUAAUUAUUUGUUAAUUUUUUCAGGUUUUUUGUCUUUGGAUACGUGUUCUGACGUCCAAACUACAACUAGACAAAUAAUACGUGGUUUGACAGAGACGAAGUUCUUAAAUUCGUGUGAACAGCAUCGUUUAUUGGGAUUUCUCGGGCCUUCAAACAGCAGAAUUCAUAGAGAAGUAUUGAAUUUCUUACGCCCUUUAUCUGUUCCUUACGUCCCCAUCAAGAUCACGGAUUUACAUUCGGAAAUUAGGGUCAUAGUUGAAAUUUUGGCCCAAUUCAGCUGGUUCAAAAUCGCUCUCCUAAGCGUUAGUGAGGAACUGGAAGAGGAUUUUUACCAAGCUGCUGCUGAUUCAAAUAUAUGUGUAACAGUUUCGAGUAUAAUAACACACUCCAGGGAUGAUUACGAUCAUUUCUUCAAGGAAACCGUGGAGAAAUCAAUAGACGUUAUUGUUUUAUUGGGUACAGAGUACGAGUUAGAAGAAUCUAUACAAUCGGCAAACUCCAACGUACAGAAUAAGUUCUACUGGUUGGCAGCAGGAUUGAUGCAAGAGAAUAUCGAAUUAAACCUAGAUUCGUAUAAGCCUGUAGUUAGAUCUUUGUUAGUAGUCGAAUCGUCCGAGAUAUUAAAUAACGAAAAAUACGAGAACUUAAUUAAGAAAUUGGAUAACGAAGAUUUAUGCUUAGAUUGCUACGCUUCUGAUCCUUCCGUUCGUGCGGCCAUGAUGGGAGUUUUAAAGUACACUUGGGCAAUGAAGAAAAUCAAAGAUGCCGAAUGCCUAUCCGAAAAUAAGAAGUGUCCGCACUUGAAAAAAAUAAUUAAAAAGCAAUUAAUCAAAAAAUUGAAUGGUAAUUUUCACGAGGAAUUCAAAGAACUGCCGUUUCAAACUGGAAAUUCUACAAUAUGGUCUUACCAAGAUGCAAGCCAAAGCAACGCGAUUUUUCAUCAGGUUGGAUAUUUUGCCCAAAAUAAACUAAAGAUAAACACAAAGAAACUAGACAUUUUGCAACCGAUGGGAGGAGGAUGGUUUAAAAUACCCCAUUUCCAUUGUGAGAAGAAAUGUAACUGCCUGAAUGAAGAAGCCAUUCGACCCAAGAACACUACUGGAAACGGAAUUUGGAAGUCGGCAACAUGGGUGACGGUUUGUGUGACCGUUUCCUGUAUCGGUAUCAUUGUAUCGGCAACCAUUUUAGCUUUUAUACUGUAUCAUAUGUGUUCCGGGAUAUCUCUGGAGGGACACCACGGUUUUAUAUUGUUAACUUUAAUCGGUAUUAUUAUUUUGUACGCAUCCGUCCUUCCUUACGCUUUUCACGCGACAGAGACCGUCUGUGCCUUACGAGCCUCCGUUUUGGGCUUGGGUUACGCUGCCGUUUUCUCGCCAAUGAUCGCUAGAUGUUUGAUGCUAGCCACUUCUGGCACUUUAGGAUUAGCCGGACACAUCAAUGGGAUCAUUCAAACGUCGCUGUACUGUUUUAUCUUUGGUAUACAAGUGGCAUUGAGUGCCCAGUAUUGGUGGUUGAAUCUAGGAUCUCACAUUUUAUACGAAACUCACUGUCCAGCCAGAUGUGCCACUAACCAAACCAUCACGGUAUCUUUAUUAAUAUACAACAUGCUGUUACUAGCUACGCUCUUGUUUCUAACACCGUUUUGCAUCAAAACAAGAAGGAACUACAGGGAAGGAUUGUUUUUCCACUUGGCUAGCUUAGUCACUUUUGCGGUUUGGGUCACGUGGUUUACUUUAUAUUUUGUAUUUUCUUCCGAAUGGACUGAUCCUGCCCUUUGCUUAGGCUUUGUUUCGACAGCUACUGUUAUAGUAGUAAUCGUUUUCUUGCCUAGAGUGUAUAAAAUUGCCACCGCAUCCUCCAGAAACAAUUCCAAGAUGAGACUUAGAUCUAUAGAUCAGUUAACAUCGUCAAUUCGUUCGAAUAAUACUUCAAGAAAUCUUUACAGUUCUGUUAAAAAUACUUUUGGACCCUUAACUAAUUCGCAACCUUUAAAAGAUGAAGUCGAGUCGGAUGUUUAUGACGACGGUUCGUUGCCUACCAUUACACAUCUAUAAUAUAAAUAAAUUUAUCGAAAUUCUUUCUUUGUUUAGGAGGAGGAAAAUUAUUUUUGGAUAAACUUUUGUCUUUUUUCUCGAUUUUACUCUAAAUGAAUUUACUCUAAAUAGACUUUUUCACAGUGUCUGAAAAUAUUUUAACAUCCGAAUUCGUGUAUAAUUGUAGGAUAUUGUAUGAUAAUUUCUGAAUAAUCAACUUAUAAAGAUUAAUAUAAGUAUUUUGUUCUCUUUUGAAGAAAUUUAGCUAAUAUAAAGGGUGGGCCAAUAGUCAAUUAACCCACUCUAAAGACAAAACUAUCACUUACAAUCUGAAAAAAUUCGUCAAGAUCCUUGUUCAGGACACACGUCACGGGGAUUUCGACACACUUCAAUUGCUUGAAAACAGCACGGUUAAGUGACUUUUGGAUCACCCUAUAAAAUCAAAUUUUACAUUAGCCAAAUUUCCUCAAGAAAUUUCAUUAUUAUUAUUAUUAUUCGAAUAUUACUGCUUUAAAAUAAUAACAACAUGGCAUAAGAGAUUAAUUUUCACUUGUAAUUUUUAAAAAAUUAUCAUAAACCUAGUUGAUAUUAAUGAAUUCUUUUUAUUUAUAUAGGAAGAGGCAUAAUUUAAUAACUUAUGAGAGAAAAAAAAAUAUUUUCUGAUUUGUUAAUUUUAUUAAUAAAUAAAUAUAACAGGAUUAGUGUAAGAGGUCAAUGGUUCGAUCGAAUAGUAAAAUCACAAGGUUACAUUUUUAGCAACAGGAAAGAUACAAAGUGUCGGAACAUAAAAGUGAGCAGAAAAUAAUUAUUUUUUAAUAGUUUACAUUUGUUAUGGUUAAAACACUUCACACGAUUAUUUACACUAUUUGCAUGAACUAUAAUCUCCAUUGUCUCUUCUCUGUCUAUAUAUCCCGAAAUUCACAAUGAAAGACACGUGACAGAUAAUUUCACAGUAAAACCGUCGUUUGCACGCAGUGAAAUCAUCUGUGACGUGUCUUUCAUUAGUAUUUCACUAAAAAAAACCAUUAAAAAUAUUUUUUUUUUCAAUUUUCGUGCAUUAAACACUCAAUCAUAAUUUAAAGUAAUUUAAAAACUAACCCACGUAUGACUAAGAUUUUUUCUCCGAUAUUUCUCUCUUAUAUUAGUUCAAGCCUAUUUAUUUAUUGGCUAAAUAAAGUUAGCAAUAUUCCUAGUCCAACAGAUUAUACUGUUGUAUAUAUAUAUAUAUAUAAUUAUGUCAGAAUUGAGUGUUAGAAUUUCAAUUCAGUUAAUUAACACUAUAUUCUUCGUUGACUGAUAUAAACACGAUUGAUUUUAUGCGAUAAAUUGAUGAAAUAUUUCAGCAAUGUGACCGUGAAAUGGAAAUAAGCUAGCCACAACAACAACCUUCUUCAAGAAGUCAGAAAUCUUCAACUUCAAAAUUUCCUUCACGAAGAUUUGGAAGUUGUUUACGUUGUAUUUAGGUAAGGAAUUAUUGUUUACUUAUUUGGAAGGUAUGGAAACAAUAAUUCCUAAUCUUCCUAAUAAGAAAACAUCAUCUUCCAAUCAGAAACCUCCUUAAAAAGAUGGUUUUUUUUUUUCAAAUUGUUUUUGUAAAAUUCCAUAAAAUAUGUACAGAUGUAUGUAAUUAUUAUUGCUUUAAUCAAAUUUUUGUAAUGCUAAAUUGAUUAAAAUCGCAAAUGUUUUCUAUCUUAGAUAUGUGCUAAAUGAGUAAGAAAUUUGUAUUAAUUUUUGUUUUUAAAUCGGAAAUUAUUUUCCUGACGUAGAGCACUGAAAUUAUCAUGUACAAAUUGCGAAUAUUUCAUGAUAGUAAAAAGCCACUAAAUCCAAUUAGUUUCAUAUAAAAAUGUGUUCAUUCAAUUUACUUAGUUUUGAAUUUUUUAUAUAUAUAUAUA